This is a messenger RNA of Dendronephthya gigantea, 744 nucleotides long. RefSeq lists its product as uncharacterized. NCBI's taxonomy places the organism in Eukaryota, Metazoa, Cnidaria, Anthozoa, Malacalcyonacea, Nephtheidae. The transcript has 4 exons. The coding region runs from base 1 to 744 and encodes 247 amino acids. The record is from RefSeq and is a predicted model, not a curated record. Gene Ontology annotation, molecular function: oligosaccharide binding.
AUGAAUCUAUUAUCGUAUUGUUUAAAGGUCUGGUCAAAUCAAGAGAACGAGUUUUCACCUGACACAAAAGAACAAGUUUCUUCCCCAUCUUGCAAGGAACUGUUUCUUAAGAAUAAAUCAUUGCCUGAUGGUGUCCACACUCUACAUCAAAAUUCCUCUUCGCCACCAUAUAAGGCAUAUUGUCACAUGACAAAUAUACCAGGAUGUGGGGGUGGGGGCUGGACACUAGUGAUGAAGCUCGAUGGGAAUAAGAAUACAUUCAUUUACAAUUCCCAACUGUGGACGAACAACGAGACAUACGCGAUACAAGAUGGUUUAGAAGGACUGACAAAGAAAGAAAGCAAGUUGGCUUCGUAUUGGAAUACUCCGUUCACAAAGAUAUGCCUGGGUAUGUCUUAUAACGGAAACAGAAAAUGGAUGAGCUUCGACUACACCGCAAGUUCGCUGUACAGUAUGAUCGCAGAUGGUCAAUUCAGGGCAACGCCCGCUGGCCGAACUGCAUGGUUAUCCUUGAUUGCAGAUUUUUCGUUACAACCAAACUGCAACGUGGAGGGCUUUAAUGUUAGGGAAUAUCGCGAGUUGCGAAUUGGAUUCGUUGGCAACAAUGAAAACGACUGUCGCACCUGCGAUACUUGGAUUGGAAUGGGCAUUGCUCAUGCGGGAAUGAUUUGUUCUGCUAGCGGCACGAUUGGCGGUGGGCAAUGGCAAAUAUUAAAGACUUUUGGGUAUAUUCUUGUUCAGUAA